AUGAAUCUUGUAGUUGGAGACGUUUUUAAAGAAAAUUUAAACUAUAAAAUAGUUUGCACAAAAGCAAUUCGUAUAGUUUCAUAUUUUUAUGGAUCAUCUUAUUUUACAGAAAAUUUAAAAAAUGAACAAAUACGCAUAUAUAAUAAAAUUAUAGCAUUAACAAUACCAGGAUAUACGUGUUGGAAUAGUUAUUAUUUUUGUUUUCAUGAAUUAUUAGAAUCACAAGCUGCAUUAAAGUGUUUGUCUGCUAAAUUUAAUCCACUAAAAUUAAAUAUGAUUUAUACAAACAAUAAAGUAGUUGAAUCUAAUCGAAGUUCUAAAG
Racocetra persica is the source of this 322-nucleotide messenger RNA. NCBI's taxonomy places the organism in Eukaryota, Fungi, Glomeromycota, Glomeromycetes, Diversisporales, Gigasporaceae. The record is from the annotation of a GenBank genome assembly.